This is a messenger RNA of Orbicella faveolata, 2548 nucleotides long. Its product is annotated as solute carrier family 12 member 2-like. Gene Ontology annotation, molecular function: sodium:potassium:chloride symporter activity. Gene Ontology annotation, cellular component: membrane. Gene Ontology annotation, biological process: chloride transmembrane transport; sodium ion homeostasis; potassium ion homeostasis. The record is from RefSeq and is a predicted model, not a curated record. NCBI's taxonomy places the organism in Eukaryota, Metazoa, Cnidaria, Anthozoa, Scleractinia, Merulinidae.
UUCACUUUCACGGGAUUGUUCCCUUGACGCUUUACGAACGUUGUCGACUUUUUUCCGCGCGCGGGAUUGAGAAAUACAGGUCACAGUCCUUGUAUAAAUACAUGUGACUCAGGCAGCCGGACAGUGAAAUAUUGCAUGCUCAUCACAUUUCGAUCAGCCUUGUACCCUGUCAGCUGAUCAAAAUGUCUGACGAGGGAGUUGAAACGCCUGCUGCAGCCACCGACGAAAAGGAAAUGGGAGAAGAAAAUGCUAUCAGUGACUCUGGAAAUGGCGACUCUACGAAGGAGCCCAAAAAGUUUUCGGUACAUAAGGUCAAAUUCGGACCGGAAUUGAACGAUCCUCUGGCAGAUACUGCCACAGACGAUGCAAACGAACCUUCUUCGCCUUCAAUUGAGGAUGGACAACCAAAAAGUCCAAUGACUCCCGAACAUUUCACCUUCGGAUAUGCCACGAACGAGGCCAUCCCAAUGACCAUCUUCUAUCGAAGUCAGCAUUCACAUGGGCACAGCGGGAAACAACGACCUACCCUACAAGAACUCCGUAAAGGCUUAGAAAAUGACAAGGCUGAAUUUGUCGAGCAGCCAGCCCCUCCGGAUGAUAAGAAAAUGGAGGAGGGUUCAGAUCCCUUAGAAGUAAGAAAUAGAAGUGUACUGAAUGCACCCAAGUUUGGCUGGAUCAAAGGUGUGCUGUUUGGCUGUCUACUCAACAUAUGGGGUGUUAUGCUGUAUUUGCGGCUUUCUUGGGUUGUUGGACAUGCUGGGAUAGGUUUGGCUACUGUCAUUGUGCUUUUGUCUGCUGUGGUAACUACUCUGACAACAUUGUCCAUGUCUGCUGUUUGUACCAAUGGUGAGGUCAAAGGAGGUGGGGCUUAUUAUCUCAUAUCCCGCAGUCUUGGACCUGAGUUUGGAGGCUCCAUAGGUGUAAUCUUCUCAGUUGCCAGUGCUGUAGCUACAGCAAUGUACGUGGUUGGUUUUGCAGAAACAGUGCGGGACAUCCUCAGGGAUAAUGAUUCCCUCAUGGUGGACGAGUCUAAUGAUAUUCGCAUUGUAGGCCUUAUCACUAUUCUUGUUCUCCUCGGCAUUACCAUGAUUGGCUUGCAAUGGGUUGUGCGAGCUCAAAUGAUACUUCUUAUUGUGUUAGUUAUUUCAAUUCUUAAUGUCAUGAUAGGAACCUUCAUUGGACCACAGUCAGAAGAUAGCAGAAUGAAAGGUUUUGUUGGCUACAAGAAAGAUCUCUUUGAGACCAAUUUUAACCCUGGUUAUAAAGAUGAAAGUUUUUUCUCAGUCUUUGCUGUGUUCUUUCCUGCUGCGACAGGAAUUCUAGCUGGGGUUAACAUAUCAGGUGAUCUCAAAAGUGUGCGCAAGGCAGUGCCGAAAGGAACAUUGUUGGCUAUCCUCAUCAGUACACUUGUUUACAUAAUGCUUGCCUGGUUUGUGGGUUCGUGCGUUGAAAGGGAAGCACUUGGUUUUGCUCCAGAGGUGUUGCAAAAUAGUACAAAUCAGUCGCUGGCGUCCUGUGCAGAACAGCAGUGUCAAUAUGGACUCUUAAAUGACUUCCAGUACACUUGUUUACAUAAUGCUUGCCUGUCGCUGGCGUCCUGUGCAGAACAGCAGUGUCAAUAUGGACUCUUAAAUGACUUCCAGGUAAUGGAGGAAGUGUCAGGCUGGGGACCAAUCGUGACAGCGGGAAUAUUUGCAUCCACCUUGUCAUCAGCACUCGCAAGUCUUGUUGGUGCACCCAAGGCAUUUCAAGCAGUUUGCAAAGAUAACCUGUUUCCUUACGUCUCGUUUUUUGGUGUUGGGUAUGGACCAGGCAAUGAACCCCGCCGAGGAUACAUCUUGGCUUUCUUCGUGGCUGCGGCUUUCAUUGCUAUCGGAGAUCUAAAUGUCAUUGCGCCAAUUAUUUCCAACUUCUUCCUCAUUGUGUACGCGCUCAUCAACUAUGCAGUGUUUGCAGCUUCUUUGGCUCGUUCUCCGGGAUGGCGUCCCUCAUUUAAGUACUACAAUCAGUGGGUGUCAUUGUUAGCGGCUCUGCUGUGCCUAGCCAUGAUGUUCCUCAUUAACUGGUGGGCAGCUCUGUUGACAAUAGUCAUUGUGACGAUACUCUACAAGUAUGUCGACUUCACAAAGCCUCAGGUUAACUGGGGAUCCUCUGCGCAGGCGUACACCUUCGUCCAGGCCCUGCGCUAUACUCGCCGGCUCGAUGGAAUAAGCGAUCACGUGAAAAAUUUCCGUCCACACUGCCUGGUACUGACGGGAAGUCCUCAGGAGCGGCCUAACUUGACAUACCUUGUGUCACAGAUCACCAAAAAUGUCAGUCUGAUGGUGUACGCUAAUGUAGUUAACAAGCCUUUCGGAAAGAUGCGUGCAGACGAUGCGGACGCUAGGUGGAUUAGAGAACACAAAAUCAAAGCUUUCCGCGCAAUGACUACAGAAAUCUCAAUUUACAAACCCUAACGGACGAAUUGAACUCUACGGAUCUUUAUUCCUUUCCUCGAGUAAGCACCCCGAGGCACUUCAGUAUUUGAUAAAACAAACGUCAGUUGUGC